UCCCAUAUUGACGUUGGCGAGAUGCACGCGCCGCAUUGCUCAAAACGCCAUUGACAGGAACAGUAGGUUGGUAGUACUAUGCGUCCACGACUGGAAGUGUUCCCAUAUUGACGUUGGCGAGAUGCACGCGCCGCAUUGCUCAAAACGCCAUUGACAGGAACAGUAGGCUGGUAGUACUAUGCGUCCACGACUGGGAGUGUUGCCACAUUGACGUUGGCGUGAUGCGCGCGCCGCAUUGCUCAAAAGGCCACUGACAGGAACAGUCGGUAGCGCAAUGCGCAACGCAUCACAGGUCAGUAAAAUGGAGCGAAGUGAGGUUAAAAAACAAAGUGUGCCUUCCCAACCGCGGUUUACACCUGAUGACGAUGAAACACUAAUAAACGAAGUAUCUGUGCGUGGAGUGUUGUGGAAAUCGAGCCACUCGGACUUCAAGAAUAGCGCGAAAAAAGAUAAGAUAUGGAACGAUAUAGGGGAACUGCUAGAUAAGACAGGAGAACAGUGCAAAACACGCUGGAAAAGCAUAAGGGACAAUUUCAAACGCACCAGAAGAGAUGAAAGUAGCGGAACAGGAAAACCUGCGAAGAUAAAACGAGCCAAUUAUUGGGAACUAUUAACAUUUCUGGACGAAGCUGAUGACAAACGAAGGGGUUGCAGCAAAGCUGGUGAAGGAGAGUUAAACUACACCGAAGUGACACACGUGAUGAUAGAUGAUGCUGAUGGUGAUGUCCUCGAUGAGGAUUACAGUAUAUUAGCUACCGAACAGGGAGGCCAAGACGACCACCUCCCCACACUUACCACUCCUCCUCAGACCGCGCAUCAACACACUACUGUAAGCAACAAUGAUUCAAGGCAAGCUUCAGAUAGGUUAACUGUAGCCGAGUCCCCUGUACACCCCAACCCCCUAACCUUGGCGAGGAAACAGAAGAGAAAAAGAUACAGGAGUAACUGUGCCGUAAUAGACUUGCUCAAACAGGCAGGGGAUGAAAGGAAUGUCUCGUUGAAAUUUUUAGAAAGACUGGUACAGCCAAAUUCUGAUAAGGAUGACAUAGAGCUUUUCUUCCAAACAAUGGCUGCAACUGUGAAGAAAUUUAAACCUUCGGACAGAGCUGAAGCCAAAGUGAAAGUUUUUAAUGUUGUAAGCGACAUAGAAAUGCGGCAGUUCUUUGACCCACCCGAUACAGCGACUGCUGAAGAAUAUUCCCGCCCGCAGAGCUCUUCUACUUCCGCAUUAAGAGGGAAUGUAGAAUAAAGUGUUUACUUCUCUAAAUCAACUCACGUAUUGAUGAAAUAAAUAUAAUAAUAGUUAUUUUCGAUUAAUUUUAGAAUUUGCCUUAUACCAAAACACCGCUCCCUUAACGCUUUCCACAAGUAAAGAAACGCAUUAGAAUAUGUAUGGACAAAAAUUGUAAAAUUAAACUAUUUGCUAUGGGUCAA
Homalodisca vitripennis (glassy-winged sharpshooter) is the source of this 1434-nucleotide messenger RNA. RefSeq names its product transcription factor Adf-1-like. The record is from RefSeq and is a predicted model, not a curated record. Gene Ontology annotation, biological process: regulation of transcription by RNA polymerase II. The transcript is spliced from 3 exons. Gene Ontology annotation, cellular component: transcription regulator complex; nucleus. Gene Ontology annotation, molecular function: DNA binding. Lineage: Eukaryota; Metazoa; Arthropoda; Insecta; Hemiptera; Cicadellidae. The coding region runs from base 275 to 1249 and encodes 324 amino acids.